GAAGAGAAAAUGAAGCUAGUUUGGUCGCCGGAAACAGCAUCCAAGGCUUAUAUUGAUACCGUAAAAUCGAUUAGUACGAUGCAGUGUGAGCUUUCACAUGAAUCGAGCCUGGCGGAACUCAUUUCCGCCAUGGCGGCCGGAUGGAACGCGAAAGUAGUCGUGGAGACAUGGUCACGGGGAGGCGUUGAAACGAGCAUUGGCCUUGCCGUGGCGACUCAUCACAGCGGGGGCAGGCAUAUUUGUGUAGUCCCUGACAAGGAGUCGAUGGCGGAGUACAAAGACGCCAUGGCUCAGUCGGGACAUAUAGCCGAUGAGGUUAUAGUUGAGGGAGCCUUGGAGGGAUUGGAAGGGAUAGAUUUUCUAGUUGUUGAUUGCAGGAGAGAAGAGUUUGCGAGGAUGAUUAGGGCUGCUAAAUUAGGAGAGAGGGGGGCUGUUUUGAUAUGCAAGAAUGCUACUUCCGACCUCAGCUGGCGGGCCGUGCUACGGAGGGAGUCGAGGGUCAUGCGGUCGGUGUUUCUGCUGAUCGGGGACGGUGUCGGCAUCGCUCACGUGGGUGGGACCUCCGCCGGAACAAAGCAUCGAAGUAGGUGGAUCAAAGGUAUCGAUCAGAAAUCAGGGGAGGAAGUUAUCUUUCGGAAUUGAUUAUUUGUAUGCAUAAAAUGUUAUGGGAUUUGAAUGGACGAUUAUUUGAUUCUUUUCGCAUGUAGAUAGGUGGAAAUUUGUAUAAUGUACUUCCUCCAUCCCGCUCCGUCCCGCAAUAUGAGUUCUAUUUAAUUAUAACACGAGUUUAAAGAAAUGUAAAGAAAAGUUGAUUGAAUAAGUUAGUGGAAUAUGAGUCUCACUUAAAUAUAUUACUGUACUUUUUAUAAGAAAAUGCGAGUGAAAUAAGUUGGUGGAAUGUAGGGCCCUAUUUAUCAUUUAUGGUAAAGUGAAAUAUGACUAUUA
This is a messenger RNA of Salvia splendens (bonfire salvia), 945 nucleotides long. RefSeq lists its product as uncharacterized. The transcript has a single exon. The record is from RefSeq and is a predicted model, not a curated record. The coding region runs from base 10 to 642 and encodes 210 amino acids. Lineage: Eukaryota; Viridiplantae; Streptophyta; Magnoliopsida; Lamiales; Lamiaceae.